This is a messenger RNA of Tribolium madens (black flour beetle), 1038 nucleotides long. RefSeq lists its product as uncharacterized. Gene Ontology annotation, biological process: sensory perception of taste. NCBI's taxonomy places the organism in Eukaryota, Metazoa, Arthropoda, Insecta, Coleoptera, Tenebrionidae. The transcript is spliced from 4 exons. Gene Ontology annotation, cellular component: axon; dendrite; membrane. The record is from RefSeq and is a predicted model, not a curated record.
AUGUCGCUUUAUUCGGGCAUCAAUAAUUUGAUGGUGGUUUCCAAAAUUUUCGCAUUAUUGCCGGUCAAAAAACACCAACGUUUGCAAAAACUCGUCCCUUGUGUUUAUUCGAUCAGUUUUAGUGUCAUUUUAUCGAUUGGUGUGGUUGGAAUUUCGGUUUAUGUGACACGAGAUAGAAAUUCGAUUUCUUUGGCUAGUGGUUGGUUGGAUUUUUAUUUGGGGAUCACCAUCCAAACCGUUUGUGUCAUUUCCAAUUGCAUAAACGUGAGGAAAAUCACACUUUUCUUUGAUAAAAUCCAACGGAUCGAUAAGCAAUUCAGGCUUUUGGAAAGUCCAAUUAAUUAUAGAAAAAUUUCGAUUUUUACGAAUUUGGCCACACUUGUGGUUUUCACCGAAUUCGUGGUUGUUUUCAUCCCUGAUUAUAUUUUAUUCGUGGAAGAUGAAUCGAUUUUGUACUUGAUUUUCUCCUAUUGUCCCAUUUUGACAACGGGGAUUGUGAAAAUCCAAUUUGCGACUUGUGUUUACCUGAUUUUGCAAAGAGUCAGACAUGUCAAGUGAGUAUUUUGGAAAAACACAAAUUGUGAUUUUUUUCCUAAAGAAAAUCGUUUUUUGGCCGUUUUGGAUAUACUUCAUGGUGUUCACAACGAACUAUGCAGUCUGUGCGAACUCGCAAAUUCGCUCUACGGUUUUCAGAAUUUUUUAUUCGUUUUGUCGACUUUUUCCAUCUGUGUUACCCAAUUUUAUUACUGUUACGACAGUGGAUUCGACAAUGAUGACUUUGUUGAUGUUUUUUUCACCCUGCAGUGGGCCUUUUUGCAAUUUUUGGAAAUUUUCGCACUUGCUUAUAUUUGCGACAAAGUGCAACUCAAGAUUGUUGAAAUAAAGUACUCAAUUAAUAAACUACUGUUCAAAUCAAAUGACCAAAAAAUCACGUUGGAGCUCUGUGGCUUGAUAACGACAUAUCUGAUAAUUAUGAUUCAGCUCGACGUUGCGAGAUCGACAACUAAUUUUGUUAAAAAYUCCAGCAGUGUUGAAUAA